AUGCAACAUGAAAGAUGCGAGAACCUGGCAUGUCGGGACAGGCGGCUGUCGAGCUCAUUGCAUGCUCUCCGACAAGAACUCCAGCAGGGCAAACUUGGAACCCACGGCUUCGUGAAGCUCUCUAGCUGCGACCGCCCGAACGUCUUCGCUGAAACGACCUUCGAUGACUUCCCGCUUGAUGAGCGGCUUCGGAAAGGAUUAGAGGCGGCCGUCGGGAAGUCGUACGUCACGCCAGUGCAGCACGAGGUUCUGUCCCGGCACCUGAAGGCGGACCAGGAACAAAGUGCCCGGCAAGCCGACCUCCUGCUGCAGGCUCCGACUGGCACGGGGAAGACCAUCGCCUUCCUCCUGCCAGCAUUGCAGCGACUCCUCCUUUUAGAGGACGCUAGACGAGCUGGAAAAGCGGCGCCGGAGGGCGUUCGGAUGCUGGUGCUGGCACCGACCAGGGAGCUCGUGCUGCAGUCGGCCAAGGUCGCGAGCCGGCUCUUGCAGUUCAGCGGCGGCCAGCUUCGGAGCUCCUUCGUGGCCGGCAGCUUUUCCCUCGAGGAGGACAUCGAGCGCCUCAUGGAAGACACGCCGCAGCUUCUCUUCGCAACUCCUUGGCGUUUGGCACGUCAUCUACAAACGACGCCGCACUUUGUGAGUGCGCUGCAGUCAGUGGACCUGCUGGUCCUAGAUGAAGCAGAUCGUCUGCUAGACCCAUCUUUUGUUUACAAGGUGGACUAUCUCAUCCGGUGCCUUCCAACUCCAAGGCCCCGAAUGGUUCUUUGCUCAGCCACGUUCAGCGAGCCCCUGCGCAAGUUCGCCAUUCGAUCACUCCGCGCGAACCUGGAAGUGAUCCGCCUCGGCUCGAAGGAGCGUGCCCCUCUUGGACAGGAAAACACCGAAGUUGCCGAAGUCGCCGCGCCUGUACAGCAGGUACUCGUCCGGUAUAAGGCGGAGGAGUUUCUGACCACUCUCCAUGCCACACUGGAGCGAGAGAUGGGUCAGGAAGGGGAAAUGCGCCGGGUGCUGGUGGUCUUUCCCACAGUGCGCUGGCUCCAGUUUUUCUACGUCCUGCUAAAGCACCGGGCCCACAUGUCCGGACUUUUCGCCUUGCAUCGAAGCCUCUCCGAUGAUCGGCGCCGGGCACGAGCCCUCCGUUUCUCCAAGGGGGCUCCGGCGAGCCGGGGUGCGUUGUUCGCCACGGACCUGGCCUCUCGGGGCAUGGACUUCGAUGUGCACUCCGUGAUCCAGGUCGGCCCUCCCAGCGACCGCGAGCAGUACGUCCACCGAGCCGGCCGAACAGGACGCCUUGCAUCGCAAGGGCGAUCUGUGCUUCUGCUUAGCCCCGUGGAGCUAAUGGUGCUGAAGGAACUGGGAACCUUCGAGGAGGAGCAGGUGCAGGCCUCCGCCUCUUCUCAAGUGCUGAGCAGCAUGCAUGGUUGGUGGGAGGAUGCCAGCUUGUCGGCCUCCGGCCACCUUUUCUUCGCUAGCGCGAUUGCAUUCUACUUGAAUGAAAGCCAUCGUCUGCGUGCCAGGGCAGUGGAUGUGGUGCAGACGGUGGCUGCUUUGCUCCAGUCAACGGGGUUGCCAAAGGACUAUGGUCUACCUGCUAUCCCUCGUGGCCUUGCCGCGAGACUGCGCGAAAAGGACGAGCUCGUGGCUGUUCGUACUGAGACGGUGCGCGAGCGGUGGGACGUUUUAUCGGCCCUUGGUCCAGGGACAAUGAGAAAAAAUGCAACCAAUGCAACAGAGAAAGCUGGGACAGCUGAGAGCGAGAUCGAAGCUGAGCUGGAGAAUGAGUAG
This is a messenger RNA of Symbiodinium sp. CCMP2592, 1788 nucleotides long. Lineage: Eukaryota; Dinophyceae; Suessiales; Symbiodiniaceae. The record is from the annotation of a GenBank genome assembly.